CCAAACUAGGCCGAAACGGAAAACCCCACGCGACCAACGAUAGACCCGGACCAAAAUGGCUGCGCUUCUACUUCUCAGGGGUAUCCCAUUAAUUCGCGUCCGGCUUGGCCGCCAACGCCUAGCCGCCGGAACACUCUCGCCACUUUGGUACCCGUGGAGCUCCACAGCCGACCCAACUAGGCUGGACCAGGAAGUUUGCGAUGCCGAAAAGACCACGGCAGUGUUGAGCGCAAGGGACUCGCCCAAGUACCCCAGGUGGGAUGAUCCUGAUUACCGGAAGUGGAAAGACAAGGAAGAAGAGAUUAUGAGAGAUAUAGAGACCAUUAUUUCCCUCACCAAGGAAAUUCUCCACUCUGACAGGUAUUUGGAUGGAGAACGUCUAACAGCUGAAGAUGAGAAAGCUGUGGUGGAGAAACUUCUUACUUACCAUCCAAGUUCUGAAGAUAAAAUUGGAUGUGGGCUUGACUCAAUCAUGGUUGGUGUCAAGUGGUCAAAGCACGCGUGGUGCAGGUGACAACAGCGAGUAGCUCGUGAAGUUUGCAUGCCAAGUACUGCUGUGAAGUUGAGAGUAUGCAUAUGUGGUCUAGAGCAGGAGGUUCAUUGGGCUCUAACUUUACUUGGGAGGAACUUUGCAGGGAGUGAUUAACUCCUCUUCCUCUAUGCAUGCAUCGGCUUUUAUAAAAAAGUACGUCAAUUGGCAUUUCAUGUCAAAAUAUCCCUCUAUUAUUGGUUUGUUUUUUUUUUUCUUCUUUAAAAAAAGUUAAAGAGGAUGCAUACGUCAUCUAUAGCUUCAUUGGGCUGAAGCUUUCUUAAGAGAGUAACUUCAUGGGAAAUUAUCUCUUCCUGUAUGCGUUGGGUAGUAAUUUACAUCAAUUGGCUCUCAACUUAAAAAAAUUUGUUACCAUAACAAUUUUUAUAUUAGAAUUAAGGGAUUAAAGCG
Messenger RNA from Manihot esculenta (cassava), 940 nucleotides. RefSeq names its product protein DCL homolog, chloroplastic. The record is from RefSeq and is a predicted model, not a curated record. The transcript has 3 exons. Gene Ontology annotation, cellular component: chloroplast. NCBI's taxonomy places the organism in Eukaryota, Viridiplantae, Streptophyta, Magnoliopsida, Malpighiales, Euphorbiaceae. Gene Ontology annotation, biological process: chloroplast organization; chloroplast rRNA processing. The coding region runs from base 56 to 514 and encodes 152 amino acids.